AUGAACGAGUCGCUGGAUGAGACGUCGUUGACGUUUACGCAUUGGGCCGGCGAGGUCAAGUACACAUUCUGCGGCGAAGAGAUCACGCUGGUGCAAGACCCGACCUCGCACGUCCUGGGCAGCACCGUGUGGGACAGCGCCAAAUGUGUGAUGAAGUACAUCGAGGUGCAUCGGCCGCGGUUCGACGCCAUAUUGGAACGCCAGCGGCCGUCGCGCAAGUCCAAGAAGGCCCAGCCUACCUCCACCACCUCCUCCUUAUCACCUGCAUCUGCCACUGUGUGUGAGCUAGGCGCAGGCCUGGGUCUUGCUGGCAUUGCGUUCGCCAAAGUUGGCUUUUGCGUGGUGCUUACCGACGUAGCACCUGUGAUGCCUUGGCUUCGGGCCAACAUCCAGGCCAACUGCACACCGACCCAGCUGGAGACAAAUGUGUUUGCACACGAGUACGGCUGGGGCACUUCGCCAACGUCGUUGCAGCGCGUCGUCAUGUCUCCGUACGACAUUGUGCUGUGCGCCGAUGUGAUUUACGAAGCGGCUUGCGUGAAACCACUGGUUCAGUCCAUCUUGGCGAUCUCGAAUCGAAAGACGCUGGUGCUGUUUGCGAACGAACGACGCACGCCCAUCGUCCACGCCGAGUUCAUGCGAUACCUCAACGAAUACUUUGUAUGGACAGCCAUUCCACAGUCCCAGUGGCACCCCGAGUACGCCAAAGACACUUUGGAAAUGUACGAAGCCAGGCGGAAACACACCAAAACGCCACUUGACAUGGUCAUACCCGACGACCCGUCCCUUGCCCCGCCUCAAGACGGCCUUUCACACUCGGACGACACAUAGCCCUGCUAAUAUAUUAGGGCUCAUCCGUUCAAGCAUCCAUGGGAGCUAAAAAGUCGAAGAGAUGCCGAAUAUCCAUAUAUAUAUAUCCUGCAGGGUUCAAGGAAGAAUACUUGGAGGACAGUCGAAAUGUGUGUCUGGUGCUGGUAAAGAU
Molecule: messenger RNA, 982 nt
Organism: Aphanomyces astaci
Lineage: Eukaryota; Oomycota; Saprolegniomycetes; Saprolegniales; Verrucalvaceae
Exons: 4
Coding region: 1-831 (276 amino acids)
Source: RefSeq, a predicted model, not a curated record